Molecule: messenger RNA, 1168 nt
Organism: Eruca vesicaria subsp. sativa (arugula)
Lineage: Eukaryota; Viridiplantae; Streptophyta; Magnoliopsida; Brassicales; Brassicaceae
Source: the annotation of a GenBank genome assembly
AUGAGCAAGAAGAUGAAGACCACUCUUGUAAUCAUAAACUGUAUAAUCCUGGCCACUGGAAACUGUGGAGGCCCUCUAAUCAUGCGUCUCUACUUCCGAAACGGUGGCAACCAAAUCUGGUUCUCUAGCUUCCUCCAAACCGCAGGCUUUCCCAUCAUACUCUUCCCUCUUCUCUUCUCCUUCUUCCACCGCCGCACAGAAGAAGAAGAAGCAAAGAACCCAUUAUUUCUCAUUAAACCUCCUCUGUUCUUGGCCUCUGUUGUGGUUGGUCUUCUCACUGGCCUUGACAAUUACCUCUACGCUUACGGGUUAGCUUACCUCCCUGUUUCCACUUCUUCUUUGAUCGUCUCCUCUCAGUUAGCCUUCACUGCUCUCUUCGCCUUUUUCAUGGUGAAACAAAAGUUCACACCUUCUACUAUAAACGCCGUCGUUUUGAUUACUCUCGGUGCCGGAAUCCUUGCCCUUCACACAGACGGUGACAAGUUUGCCAAAGAAACAAACAAGGAGUAUAUUGUUGGGUUUGUCUUGACCCUUGGUGCAGCUAUUCUCUACGGGUUUAUAUUGCCUCUUGUGGAGCUCUCUUACAAGAAAAUUAGUCAACGAAUCAGCUACACGCUCGUCCUCGAGGUGCAGAUGGUCAUGUGCCUUUCAGCCACUUGCUUCUGCCUCGUUGGGAUGCUAGCUGAUGGAGGUUUCAAGGUGAUAGAAAAAGAAGCAGGAGAAUUUAAGCUUGGAGGGUCAACGUAUUACUAUGUGGUUGUAGUGUUCACGGCCAUAAUCUGGCAAGGCUUUUUCUUGGGAACUAUUGGGAUGAUCUUCUGUACAUCGUCUCUGGUCUCUGGAAUUGUGAUCAGUGCUCUGCUUCCGUUGACGGAGAUCUUGGCCGUUCUUUUCUACAGGGAGAAGUUUCAGGUGGAGAAAGGUAUCUCAUUGUUUCUCUCGCUUUGGGGAUUCCUCUCUUACUUUUACGGACAGAUAAAAUCCGAGAAGAGGACUCAGACACAGGAUCAGGCUCAAGAGACACAACUGUCUCAGCUUCUAGUUACUGACUCUGUUGCUUAAAAGCACAUAACAUGUUAUACUUAAAGUUUCUAUCAGUGAUGUGUUAUUUUCCUAAUGAUCUUUGUAAAAGGCACAUGACUGUAACAUCUAUGGUUCUCAACCUUUU